UUAUGUAAAUAUCAAUUUUAAUCUGUCCGCGCGACAACUGGCGGGGCCAUCUGACGUCGACGAGCGGAGCGAGUCAAAACGCUGUUCACGAGUGAGUGGAGCCAUCUAGCGUCGACGAAGAUGCGGCUUUGGAACACGAAGGGAUCUUGAAUCUUUCGCCCGCCACCAUCUCUGCUAUCGUACUCGCAUCGUAGUCGCUGCUGCGCCGCCGCAUCCCUCCGUAAGCCGCGGUCGGCCGCAGUUCAAAACCUGUCGGUCUGCAUUCCAGUGCCCCGGUGAACGCCAGGCGAGUCGUCAUCUAGUAUCGUCACCGUCGCUGUCCCUACGUACAACUGUAUGUACAACACGCGAGUCAUUCGUUCGCAACGGAUCGCGUCGCGUCGCGUCGCGUCGUACCGCAGUGCAUUUAACGAAACGUGAGCGAACAUGAAGCGACGAGACGAGAAGUGAAAAGAAGCGAGAAAAAGAGGGAGAAAGAAAAGCGGGGCCCGUAACGCGGACCACAAAGGACACGGCUCAGCGGACCACCGCCGCCGCCGCCGCCGCCGCCGCCGCCGCCGCCGCCGGCACCUCGCUGGGAUCCUCCUCGCCGGAGCGAGAGCGAAAACGACAUAUCGCCUGCGAACAAGAUAAUCGCGUGCAACAGGACGACUUUCUCGGCGUUGUCGGCUUGGUCGCGCGGCCAGACCGAAAAAAAGGUAUCCUAAGAAGCUUUCUCAACUUCACUGUUAAUCUUGGCACGUGGAGGAUGCUGAUACAAGAAUUCUUCACUUAUGAAGCUUUGGUGCUUUAAACAAACAAUCAUAACGAUGCAUAGUGCUUUCGUCCUUGCCGUCACGGUCCUCGGCGAUCCCAUAAACGCACCGCAAGACCGUCCUUCGCUGGAAUACUAAUGACACGGACAGUCAUUUAUGGCGCAGCCAUAAGUGACUACGCAUUCCGCGUAGGACAGGAAGAGUCCGUUAUGUCAAUCGGCGAGAAGUGUUUUCGGCACAAGAAUGUGUCAAGAUGACAUCUAUCCCCUCUUUAUGUGGCGUUAUCGUAAUCCUGCUUUACGGUCUGAUUACUUGUAUACACGGAGAGAAAGACGAUGGUAUGUCGUUUACUCGGCACCCACAGCCACUAGCCGCUCCAUUAUAUGACGAUGUAAAUUUCGAGUGCAGCCUUAAUCUCCCCGCGGAGAGUUUCGCGUGGCAUCACAGGCCGCUAGGCACACGCAAAUGGAUACCAUUGUCGCAUCCCAACGGUGGCGGGAAAACGUCGCGACUUGUUGUCAAUUUCAACAACGUGUUGAAAGCCGGUGACUAUCGUUGCAUUGCAUUUUUUGGUACAAGCGGUUUUGCGUCCGAUCCAGCGAGACUGACGCUUGCAAUAAUACAAGAGUUCUCCGACAAGAGUGACGUCUUUAUCCAGGUAGCGGAGGGUAACACCGUACCCAUCACGUGUCCUAUGCCGUACUCCGAGCCAGAGGCUAUAGUGAUGUUCUUCAAGAACAACAUGCUCAUCAAGGAUGCGAAUCUGGUCAAUAGUAAGACAAUGGUCAUGAAAAAUGUCAAAUUAACGGACAGCGGCUCGUAUCAUUGCGACGCAGAAAAUUACAUUACGCAACAGACGUUCACGAGCAUGCACAAGACGAUCUUGACGGUGCACGCGAACGUCAGCAAUCAGGAGCCAUAUCUCAUCAAGCAGUCGCCGACAGCGGAGUACACAGUCGUGCGCGACAAGAACAUCACGUUGGAGUGCUUCGGCGCCGGUUAUCCGGUGCCGCGUGUCUCCUGGAGUCGAUUGGGUAGCUCUCUGCCAUUGAAAUCGGAGAAAUCGUCCACUGGUUUGACGAUUGUGCAUGUGCAACCAUCCGAUCGAGGAGAGUACGAUUGCGUGUGGAGCAACAACGUGGGACAAAUCAAAUCCGUCAUUAUACUAAGGGUAAUGGAGCCGCCUAAGGUGACGAAACAGCCGAAGGCAUCUACGUUCUCCGAGGGUGGAGAAUUGGAACUGUCAUGUACUGUGACAGGUGAGCCAGAGCCAACCGUAGAAUGGCUUAUCAAUGGGGAGACGUUGAUGCCUAGCAAAAAUCAAGAGAUCAAAGGUACUACCCUCUUUAUAUCCGACGUCGAGAAGAAACACGCCGGGAUCGUUCAGUGCGUCGCCAGCAACGAGUACGGAUCGCAUUCGUCGGGGUAUAACUUGCUAAGAGUGAGCCCGAAACAGCAUAUUUUCGGCGGCACUACAGAGUCGAAGCCGGAUUACGGAAUUUCCUUGUCAAGACAUAAGCACACCAGAGUCGGUGGUAGGCGUAGAAAUAAAGAGGGAAAAAGGAAAGGCACGGCAGUCCUGGUGCCUCCAAAUCAGCCAAAUGUCACAAGACUAUCUGAUACUUCCGUCAUGGUACGAUGGUCGGUGCCGGAGAAUAAAGGUUUACCAAUACAGUUUUUCAAAGUUCAGUAUCGUGAACUUAGUAGUCCGCUUGGUCAAAAGCCAAACGGUAAACAGACUAAGUGGAUGACAGCUAAUACUGAAAUACCGAAUCACGUGCGGUCCUUCGAAGUGCCUGACCUGCAGCCUGAUUAUACAUAUCGAUUCAGAAUCGCCGCGGUAUACUCGAAUAAUGAUAAUAAAUUAAGCCCGAACUCCGGGCGUUUUCGUCUCAAUCGAGUGUCUGAGAAUAGUAAAAUGCCGAUACCACUGUUGACUAAUACUCAGGCGUUAGGACCGCAUCAAGUAUUGCUAAUUUGGGAGAAUCCCGACAAGGAAGCGAAUAUCGAUGGAUUCUACAUAUAUCAUCGGGCUUCCACAUCAGCUGGCGAUUACUUGAAGACCACCGUUGAAGGAAAGGACGCUUAUAACAUGACCAUCUCCCACUUGCAACCCGACACUACGUACGAGUUUAAAGUUCAGAGUUUCUCUGUAGACGCAGCAUCGGAGUUCUCCAAGAUAUUGAGGCAGAAAACGAAGAAGAUCAACGUCGAGCAUCCGAUUCAGCAAGUGGUGGCGGAAAACAAAGUAAAACCGAGCGAAACUAACAUAAGUGUCAGUGUAUACGUCAUAAUUGCCAUAGUAUUCGUAGCGUCGGUCUUUGUAGGGAUCGUAAUAACGAUCAUAUACAAGAAAGCGAAGUAUAAGCAGAGUCGAGGAUCUUCGCAGAACGAAGGUAAGCCGAUAGCAAACGGACGAGUAAUAAACGGUGGAGUCACGGACUCCAAAAUUAAUAUUACGUCCAAUCCGCUUGCCGGUCUUGACGCAUCCGAAGACAUAAUACAGCCUAAGAGCGGACAACAGUCGUCGAUGGAAAUGACGUCGUUUCUAAACGGCCAAAACAACAACAGCAACAGCCAUAACAACGGCGAUACGGCCGGAUCUGACGUGGUGAACACCACGUCACGUAGCGAGCCGUCGUCUCUACUCCAAGGGCCGCUGCCUAUCGAGCAACGUUUGUGAAUCGUAGCUAUGUCUGUUUUAGUAAGACGGUAAGAUCUUUGACCACACGCGCGGUGUCGCCGUGAACGGACAAAGUGUCUCGCGAUGCGAUGCAAUAUUUGCGGGCUGACCUCCCGCGAAGAGUUCCACAGGCGGGACAUAACACAAAGACGUGACUUAUAUCGAUAUACGUUAUCUUAAUGAGAUUCUGGAACUUAACUUAUAGACUGUAUUUAGCUUCAGCUAUCGCAAUGAAGAGAGAGAGACUGCUGCAAGACAUUUUUAUAUACAGGGUGUCUUAAAUAGUUAUGCUCAAACGUAUCGCUACUGUGAACUGGGAUUAGUUUGGCGCGCGUGCGGGUAACUUCGGCUUGCACGUAAAGAAAAAGACGUAUAAUGUUGCAGAUACCGUGAAACCUCUGACGUUCAACUCCCUGAAAUUUAGUAUAAGUGAAUACAAACAUAAGUCUUCCGCUCGUCGGCAUUUUACUAAUUUUUCACGACGGCCAAAAUAGUUCCAUUUUAUGGUACAUAAUGACUAGAAAAUAAAUCCGGAUCUGAGUUGCAUCCCUUACAACAUAUGUUUGGUUUUUCUUUUGAUAAGAGAACAUUUUAGUAAGAAUUUACGCCCGUUAAGUAGGUACGACAUUCAAUAAUGUACCUGCGAAGUAACUGAUUUAACUGUGUUACAUAUCUACUUAAUGGGCACUAGUGAGCACCGAACAAUAUUUAUCUAGUAAUUUUUAUAUAACUUUUUACGCGAUGUGCGUAUUUUAUACGUGGUUUUGCGAUAUUUUUACAAGGUUCGAUUUAAGAGCUAUUUGAAAUAUCUAAGAUAUUACGUACGUACAAUAUUAUUAACUACUGAAAUCGUUGAAAAAAAGAGUAACGUCACAUUUUACGAUGGUUGCUAUAAAUAUCUUUUUAUGCAAUAAUGAAUAUAAUGUUUGAGUCAUAUAUUGUUAACAUUAUCGUAUAAUACCUGUUAUGAUAGUGUUUUCCUAGCGACAAAGAUCCUAUAAUUUAUUGUCAUCUGUAAUGACAUGCAAUAUUACGUUCUAAUAUUUCUGACGGUCGCUUCUCUUAUCUGAAUUAUGUCUAGCUAACUCUUAUAUUGCUAUGGAGAAGUGAUAAAAUGAUACCUUGAUCGUUAUUUUGCGUCAUCUGAAAAAACUGACGGAAACUGUAAAUACGAAUGUGUAUAAACCUUUCCUUAUAAAUUAUUUAUCAUUUUGGCUUGAUAAAGUGUCACGAACACAUUUGUGAAUCAAUAAUAAAGCUAGCGAAAAUAUACACAUUGUAUAUAUACAUAUUAGAAUAGUUUUCAAACGAUAGGAAGGAAUAUAUAUAUGUGCCUUAUACAUCUUGCCUGGAAGUAACAAUUAUUUAUAUAUUUCUCUGUAUAUGACACCAUUACAUAUGCACACGUGUGCACGCGAGCACACAUUUUUUGUGUACUUAAUUUUUAUAAAAUAAAUUAUAUUGAAAAGAUA
Messenger RNA from Odontomachus brunneus, 4910 nucleotides. RefSeq names its product interference hedgehog-like. Gene Ontology annotation, cellular component: plasma membrane; axon. The transcript has 9 exons. Gene Ontology annotation, biological process: cell-cell adhesion; nervous system development; axon guidance. Bases 1009 to 3438 code for a protein of 809 amino acids. NCBI's taxonomy places the organism in Eukaryota, Metazoa, Arthropoda, Insecta, Hymenoptera, Formicidae. The record is from RefSeq and is a predicted model, not a curated record. Gene Ontology annotation, molecular function: protein binding.